GCUGCAAACCCGCUGCAGGGCUGCAAAUCCGCCGUGGGGCUGCAAAUCCGCCGUGGGGCUGCAAACCCGCUGCGGUGCCAUCUCGCAGGACGGCAGCUCGGCGGCCCCCGGGGCCGGCAGGGACACGGUCCCGUGACACACCGUGGCGCAAACGGUUUGGAAACCCUCUGGGCUUGCGUGGAGGUGGCAGAGGAACUCGCCCCGCUGCCGUGCCCUUCCUUCCCCAUUCGCCAUGCGGCCGCCCCGGAGCCCCCGGGCCGGAUCGGGAGCCGGCCGGCAGCGGGACGCGGGUCUCGCCUGCCUGCUGCUGCUGCUGCUCUGCAGAGCCCCGGGUGCCGGUGCUCAGGAGGACGAGAGCUUCCAUCUGUGGCAGCCCCAGGGGCAGGUGUCGGUGUCCGUGGGGCAGACGCUCACCCUGCACUGCACCGUAUCCAGACACGCUAUAGUGGGACCCGUGAAGUGGCUGAAGGCUUUCGGCAGCAGUAAACAAAUCGUUUAUGAUCCGAAAGGCCCCUUCCCCCGUGUGACAAGGGCGGUGAACGAGUCCAACACAAAUUACACCAUCCACAUCAGUAAGGUCCGGGUCGAGGAUGCCGGGACCUAUUACUGUGUGAAGUUUAAGAAAGGAGAGGAGCAGGAUGAGGAGUAUUCAUCGGGAGCGGGCACGGAGGUGUUUGUGCAUGCCAGCCCCACGUCAGUGGCUGUGUCUGGGCCUGAGCACAGAGCGGAGCCGGGCAGCUUGGCGCGUUUCACCUGCACGGCCGGAGGCUUCUUCCCCAGAGACAUCAGUGUGGAAUGGCUCAAAAACGGGGCCCCGGUAAGAGCUCCGGGGCCCCGGGUCACCGCCGGGCAGACAAACUCCUCCUACGACAUGGUCAGCGCGGUGGAGCUGACCCUGCGGGCUGCCGACGUCCGCUCCCAGCUCACCUGCGUGGUCAAGCACUCCACUCUGCCCGCCCCGCUGAGGCAGACGUACAACCUCAGCGACGCUGUGCGAGUGCCGCCCACCGUGCGGGUGCUGCCUGACCUGCCCAACCCCGUCGAGGUGCACAAGACCGUGAACUUCACCUGCUCCGCGGAGGGGUUUUAUCCAGACGCGGUGACCCUCACCUGGCUGGAAAACGGGGUGGAGGCGAAUGCGGGGAGCCCCCCGCACCUGACGGAGACCUCCCAGGGGACCUUUGAGCUGCGGAGCCUCCUGGAAGUGCAAGCGACGGAGGAGAAGAAUCAGUCCGUGUUCACCUGCCGGGUGGUGCACGACUCCCAGAGCCCCGUCAGCAGCGCCGUGACCCUGCAGAUCGCCGUGCCGGCUGCCGACCGGGGCCCAAAUAACGAGUCGCUCGCAGACCAGCAGCUCCUGUCCCUCGCCGGCCUCUACGUCGGGCUCCUGCUGGAGAAGGGGCUCUUGGGCCUCGUCCUCUUCUUCCUCUUCAAGCGCAGGAUGCAGUGAGAAGGUCAAGGCUGCCCGGCGGCACGGCGGGGGCUGGCGGGAGCCCCUGGCCGGGCAGAGCAGCGUGCCCGGCUCCAGCUUCGGCCCCGGAGCCACUUCCCGGCUCUGCGCCCUUCCGCACCGUCCCGCCGGCCCUUCCGCAGCGGCAGGCGACGCUCGCGCCGGGGAGGAGACGCCACGGUCCGGCCGCGGCAGCCUGGGCCCGGCGAGGCCGGCGGGAAGGGCCACGCUCUGCUUUGCUGUCUCUCCCUGAAAAUAAACGGUGUGGAAACACACAGGGUGCUCCGCUGCGGCCUGCACCAGCGGCCCCGGGGCCCUUCCCGGCUCCCUCCGGGGCACUGGGCGGCCCUGGGCGGGAGGGGGGUUGCCGCGUUCCCGGAGGGGGUUCCGGGAUGGACUGGGACGGUGGGUCCGGCAGGCUGGGGACGGUGGCACCCAGGGCCCCGCACCGCGGGGAUCUCAUCGUGGUCCCCAGGUGGGAAACGCCGGCUCCUCUCCUCGGCCCGGGCACGAAGACGGACCCACUUAGAGGCCGACGCCUGGGGAUCUGCCUGGGAAGGGGGCUGAGGGCCUUGGGGCGCCUCCCGUUCCCGCUCUGACACCGCCGCCCCUCCGCUGCUUCCCCGCUCCGCUCCGCUCCGCCGCGGUGCUCGGCGCUGCACAC
Messenger RNA from Dromaius novaehollandiae (emu), 2114 nucleotides. Its product is annotated as signal-regulatory protein beta-1-like. The record is from RefSeq and is a predicted model, not a curated record. Gene Ontology annotation, cellular component: plasma membrane. The transcript is spliced from 5 exons. The coding region runs from base 233 to 1450 and encodes 405 amino acids. Lineage: Eukaryota; Metazoa; Chordata; Aves; Casuariiformes; Dromaiidae.